Messenger RNA from Bolinopsis microptera, 6700 nucleotides. RefSeq names its product dedicator of cytokinesis protein 3-like. Gene Ontology annotation, biological process: small GTPase-mediated signal transduction. The record is from RefSeq and is a predicted model, not a curated record. Gene Ontology annotation, molecular function: guanyl-nucleotide exchange factor activity; small GTPase binding. NCBI's taxonomy places the organism in Eukaryota, Metazoa, Ctenophora, Tentaculata, Lobata, Bolinopsidae. Gene Ontology annotation, cellular component: plasma membrane; cytoplasm. The coding region runs from base 64 to 5862 and encodes 1932 amino acids. The transcript is spliced from 44 exons.
AAUUUGCUAGGAUAUAAAAUGAUGGCGAAUAUUAUGCUGAAGACUGAAUGAAAAGAGGAGAGUAUGGGCAGAUGGGCUCCUGCACCAGAUGAGAAUUGUUAUGGAGUUGCAGUUUUCGAGUACAACCUCCACCGUGAUCACCCACAAUGCUUAUUACUUGAGCUAGGUGAGCGAGUGUACAUAUACGAGGAAUGUGAUGGGUGGUACAGAGGAUGUUCAACCAGCAAACAGCACAUUAAGGGUAUAUUUCCCAAAUCCUUCGUUAAAAUAAAGCCCUCGGUACGGGAAGUUGUCGGGAAUCAGAUCACAAUAAUCCCCAUAGAGGAUCCCAUAACUGAGGAAGCGAAGAGUGUUCUGCGGGAAUGGCAUGAGUUAUGGAAGGACUUGUUUACGGAAACAUACAAAGAUUCCCAGUUAUUUAACUACAAAGCAAGAAUAGAUCUCUUCUGCUCGAUCAAGGGAAUAAUGACGGAUAUCAUCAAGUGCUUGAGUUCCAGCUAUUUGGGCGUCCUAGGACAGAACCAAUUGGAAGAAAAGAAAGUGAAGAUAACACAGAGUAUAGAUAACGGUAACCAGCUGCUCAGCCUGGAUCUUGUACCACGUGAUGAGCAUGGCAACAAAGUAAACCCCGUCACCUGCUCGGACAUAUCUCCCGAUCAAAAGGGAGUUCUGGAACUGUACAAUAUUCAUAAGAAAGUUAACAUACACCGGGCCCACAAAGGAUCAGACGCAACCAGAACAAACGAACCAGUUCACUUGUUCCUGGGAAUAUGCCAGUGUGUGCUGCUUAACCAGACUCCAUUAGAGGUCUACGCUACCCUCUACAACUUCGACGAUAACAAAAUGAUCAGUGAGAGGUUUCUUGCUCCUCUAACAAAGAAUGGGUUACCUGAGGACAGGGAACGGUUAAACGAUAUCAGCACCGUUUUUACGGAUAUCUGCCGAGAUGAUCUCGUUAAUCUUUACAUUAUUAUCCGAUACUAUCGGCGAGGUCCGGUUAAACUGGAGUCAUCUGGUAAUAAUAACAAGGCUGGUGGAAACACGGUGGAAUAUCUCAGACCUUUGGGGCUUUCUUACAUUUCAAUUAAGACGCAUAUCGAUACAGUGGAAGCUAAUCUCGGAGUGAGAUCCGAUAACAACAUCAACCGGCUCGACAUUUACACGUUGAGUAAAGACAAAAGUGAAAACAAUUUUAGUGAGUUACACAGAAAGGUUAUCAUGGGCGAAAAGGCACAAUUCCAACAGCUAGAUCGAACACAAGGACUGUACAUUUCCAACAUUAAAGUGUUUCCUGGACCGCUAGAGUUAGUCAAGCAACAAAACCCCCACAUUUUCAAGAAGCCUUCUGUCGCUCCCGGAAAUAUGAUUACCCGAAAAUUGGGCUUCCCUGCGGUUAUUAACCCAACUGAUCAAAGAAAUGAUUUGUACAUAACAUUGAGAGAAGCAAAGUUCAGCAAGGGAUCCAAGAAAGCCGAGCGAAAUCUUCUGGUUCAAGUAUCAGUGAGAGAUGCUAAAGGGAAUGAAGUCAAGGGGGCUAUCUCUCGGGGCACAGGAGAACCCACUGUGGACACAUACCGCAGUUCAGUUAUCUACCACUGUAACAGCCCACUCUGGGACGAGACUUUGCGGAUAAACCUGCCUGAUCACGGAUCUUACAGUUUUGCUAACUGCCACCUCCUCUUCACGUUUAGGCAUGCUAAUGACAAAAACAAGAAUAAGGACAAACCGGGUUUCGCAUUCCUCCGACUGGCGAACAAAGACGGCACUCUGAUAUCUAACGGCAAUCACAAACUAAUAGUUUACAAAGAUACCGCCAGAGCAGCCGAGUUCAGGCACCAAGUUUCUGACUACCUCCAUCUUCAUUCUUACUUUAGUAUGUCUCAGAUUACCAAGGACACAAGAAUAUCAAGUGACAUAGAGCAAAAAUACAACGAGUUCCUUGAAAUCAGCUCGGUGUUCUGCUCGAGUAAGUUCACCCAGAACAGCGAUCUUAAGUCUUUGUUACAAUGGGAACAACACGAGGCAAGACUUGGGGAGAUUCUUCAAAGGGUCCAGGUGAUCCAGGGAGAAGAGCUCGUGAAGUUCCUACACAUGAUAUUUGAAGCUCUAUUCAUGAUUCUCGACAAAAAGGACCAGGACUUUGGAGAGGUUGUGUUCGAUUGUAUCGUCUUCAUCAUCUGUACGCUGGCGGACCACAAGUUCGAACAUUUCCGGCCAGUCCUCGACAACUAUAUCACAACGUAUUUCUUCCACACGCAAGUUUACAUCAAGCUGCUCGAUAGAUUGAAGAUAAAAGUGGAGCAAUUUCAAACCAAGAACAUUGGCGAUAUCAUGAAGGCGCUGGAGUAUUUGUUCAAGUUUAUUGUACAAUCAAGUCACCUCCACUCCCAAGCUUCCACAAUAGACCGGAGUUUUAGCAAGUUUACUCGAUCCCUUCUUGAAUUCUUCGACAAGCUCAACAACAUGAUUAAAGUACACCCCAACCGCCUGACAACCAAUAAAGCGAGACAGCGGGACAUUCUGGCAAAGACGUUGAAAUAUUUCCCUCAUACAAUACCUGAACUAAAUAAGAUUCUACCCCUUCAAACAACUUGCCAGAUUAUCAGCAACUUUAUAGACGCAGUUCCUUCGACUGACGAAAAAGAAAUAAUCCGAUACAAGCUAUCCUGUGUGUAUGAUAUUGUCAAAGGACAAAUCCUCGAAGAUCCUGUUGGUUGUGAGCUUCUGAUCCCACUGCUAAUGAGACAUCUGAAGUUCCACCUUAAAGACGAGGAGACUAUCCGAGAUAAGGAGGAGGUCAGAAAGGAGAAAACACAGGCGGUGGAGAUACUCACCCACAUCCUGAUCACCGUGUCAAACAAACACUCGAAUACAGGGAUAGUACGAGGAAUAGUUGACCCUCUCCUAGAGCUCCUCUUCAGACUAGUCUGCCAAGUAGACAAAGUAAAAGAUAUUGAUCUGUCACGUGAUUACGUGUCUUGUCUCAUAGCUCUGCUACAUCUGAUGAACGAUGAACAUUACACUUCUUACAUGGAGCCUAUGAAUGAGAAGGAUCUUAUUGAUUUCCUGAACGAAGUGUUUUUGGUAUUCAAGGAUCUUGUUAAAAGCAACGUCUACCCACCACGCUGGAUCGUUAUGAGCAUGCUUCAAUCUUAUGUUGUGUUAAACUCGAUAAUUUUCUUCUCAAAAGCUCUGUCCAAGAUACCGCCCCAGGCUAAUGGACCCCAGGACUACAUGGGCAAGAAAAAACAGCUGUGGGAGAACUUCUUCUACUUGUGUGUCGGGUUCAUCACUCAAGAGUCCUUGCAACUCGAGGAGUUCCGGGAGACCAAACGUCAGAAGAUCGCUGGACAGUACGGUGACAUGAGGAGCGAGAUGGGGCAGGAGAUGGUCCGAAUGCUCAAUAAACUAGGUGACAACAAGAAGAUAUUUAUACCGGACAUUGUCGGUCCUUUCCUGGAAGUAACUCUGGUACCGUUGGAGUCGCUUAGAAAAGAAGUUAUCCCCAUCUUCUUUGACAUGGUCGAGUGCUACCAUCGCGACAGAGGGAACUUCGAGAUUGUCGAAAGAGAGGUGAUAGACAAGCUGGACGUGCUAAUCAGCGGUGGUAAAGGUGACACUAACUACAGUUUGUUGAUGUACGAGACCCUCCUCCGUAAGUUCAACAGUCCGGAUAUCAACAGGUCCCUCCAUCAGAACGGUGUUAGAUUUGUUAACAGUGUCAAACUUCUUCUCGAACAUUUGCUCAACUUCAGGGAAGUCAGAGAAGGAGAUCAUCAUAGUGAAGCUAGGAUGCUAUGUAUCGUCAACCUCUUGAAUUUCUACGAGGAACUCAACAGACACGAAAUGUAUUUGAGAUACAUCUGGAAAUUGUACACUUCUCACAUCUCACAAAAGAACUUUGUAGAAGCUGCUUACACCCUGGAGAUGUACGCCUCUAAACUACAGUUUUCAGACAUCACGUUCGUGGAAAAGUUCGAGACUUUGCCGCGAGAGCGGGUUCGGGAGAGAAAAGGUCGACUUCACAACAUUAUCAUCAAACAUUUUGAAGAGGGCAAGAGCUUUGAGAACAGUUUUAGGUUUUACAAAGACCUUUGCGACUACUAUGAAGGGAUAUUCGACUACAAACAGCUGUCAGAGGGUCUCCAGCGGCAGGCUCAGGGUUACAUGAAGAUCCUGAACACUGUGCGGUACCCCAACGAUUACUUCUUCGUCGGGUUCUACGGUCAAGGGUUCCCAGCGUUCCUCCGAAACAAACGCUUCAUUUACUGUGCCAAGGAACUGGCUAGGUUGUCAUUUGUACAGAUAAGAUUCCAAGAGCAGUUCCCCAAAGCUUCUCUCUUAAACUACACAUCAGAUCCGAUUGCUGAAGUUAAGGACUCGCCUGAAACAUUCCUUCAAAUUUACAAGGUGACAUGUCUUAUGGAGGAGAGGGAGGAGUUUUUGGGGAGGGAUGUGCCCAGUCUCAUCUCACAGUUCUGGGAUACUAACGAUAUCGCCUGCUUCUGUUACGAUAAGCGCUUUAAUAAGGCCGGUGGCAAAAUCAAGGAUGACGAUUUCGCUAACACAUGGUUAGAGAAAACGAAGUUCAUUACAGUGGAGCCACUUCCAAACAAACUGAGACUUGUUGAGAUAGCAAGACAAGAAGUUACGGAGCUAUCACCGAUCAACACGGCCAUUGAAGCGAUGGAGAAGAAGAACCGAGAGCUCCGCAUUCUGAUCGACGGAUACAAAGCUCAGCGUGAAACUAACGCUAACCCUCUUACCAUGGCUCUGAACGGAACAAUAGAUGCAGUGGUUCAGGGAGGUAUCAAGAAGUACGAGGAAGCUUUCUUCUGUAAGGAGUACGGCGAGAAGAAUCCUGCUGAUGCGGAAAAUAUCAUGUAUCUGAAAAGGAUCAUCAUUGAUCAGGUGGAGAUCCUACAGGAUGGUAUUGAUGUGCACGGUAAAGUGUGUGCAGAGUCUGUGAAACCUCUUCACGAUCAUCUGACAUCCCAACAUGACAAGUUGCGACAAGACAGCAACAAGUACCGCCGUGAACUGGGCAUGUCGUCAGGAACUCCGUACAGGUCAAUGAGAACCAGUACCAUCGCCUCUAACUCUACUCUUCAUAGAUACAAUUCAACUUUAUCACGGAACAUGAGGAGCAGAACCUCAAUGAUCUCAGUAACUUCUGGAGAAGAGAGUCCCUUCGUAACAGGGGGUGCUACUCCUCCGCCUCUACCAAGUAGGAAGACUGAAGUUUUACCAGAUCCUCAAGCUCUCAUCAGAGAUCGGCGCUCAGCUGCUAAUGCAAAUGCUCCUGACACUCCUGCCUUGCCACCAAAGAAGCGGUCUAGUUUGAUACACAGUAGUCCAAGUUUGAAGCGAGAGAGCCAGAAAUCUAUCAACAGUAACGGGUCUUUGGACAUGAGUUUCUCUAACACUUCAAUCGAAAACGAUCAUGAGGUUAACAAUAAUGUACCUACUCUGCCACCGCGACCUAAAAUCAGCUGCUCCACAACACCUCCUGACAACUCUAACAACGUCUUAACUGGCUCAGCCCUGGAUAUAAUAAACGAAAGACCGUACGGUCCCUACUCUCGAGACGACGUGUCUCCCAGUCUUGACGAUCUGAUCACUCAAAUCGGGCAAUUGGAGGCUGAUGAUUUUGACACUACCAAGGCUACCAGUAGCAUCUCCCUAAAUUACAUGUCAUCCAAUUCGAAUGUGUUUGUCCGGACCAGAAGUCAGAGUCAAGUCUCUUUUGGGGACCUCGACCCUGCUGUUCCUCUGCCUGUCAAGAGUGGACCUCGAAGACGGAAAAGUAGUUUCGCUAAAGUUUUUGCAAAAAGUAAAGCCAAAAAGAAAUCAAGUUCUUAAUGAAGCAGUAGACAUGCCCCCGCCACUGCCUCAACGAACAAAUAGCUCGGCAGCUCGUCCUCCCAAAGUUCCGCGGGACAAGACAGUGCCUUUACCAAUACCUCCCGCUCAGUAGGAAUAGGAUAUUUAGCUGUCUCUCAUAAUUUGGUUUGUUUGCCUUGCGUUACCACUCACGCGUGACGGGAACGUAGUAACGCAUGACGUGGACGUAGUAACGCGUGAUUCGCUACAAAAAAACCGAACUCUGGACCUGUUUCUAGAUUAGAAUUGAUAUUGAUAUGUAACACGAUCAAUGAGUUUCGUCAGUUUUCAGCAAUUUUUAUCUUUUUAUAUUGACAGUAAAUAAUUUGCUUAAUACUUAGGUUCGCUUGAUUAUACACGGUAGUAAACACGUUUUUAUAAUUAAUACCGAUUAUUCAGUGUUUUUCUGGACUUAUUAUACAGUUGCAGUAUUGCUGUAUUGCAUCCUCUUUCUUAAUUUUCUAUAGGUUGCAUCAUAUUGAUAAUAAUGAGUCACUCAAUUAUUUCACUGUAAUAUGAAUAUCAAAUAUUGAUUGAUUUAGUAUUAAGUUAAUUAAUUUUCUGUUUCUUUAAAAUUUGACAAAGUUAACUGAUUUCGAAAUGUUUCAACACUGAAAAUUUCGUCAUUAUUGCACCAGCUGUUGUACGAUUUCAAAACGCCGUAUUGUUAAUAUAUUUUAUCAUUGAUCAAUUGAGUUUCAAGCUUUCAGCAAUUCAUGACUUCGGGCUUUUUUCCUCUGGUCUAAAGUCAUUGUAUUUUACAUUCCUUUAGCAUUAUUGUAUGAAGACUGUUCAAUUCUUUUGAGUUAUGUUUUUA